This is a messenger RNA of Drosophila santomea, 6716 nucleotides long. It is a transcript of the gene Mhc, whose product is annotated as myosin heavy chain, muscle. Gene Ontology annotation, cellular component: myosin complex. The record is from RefSeq and is a predicted model, not a curated record. NCBI's taxonomy places the organism in Eukaryota, Metazoa, Arthropoda, Insecta, Diptera, Drosophilidae. Gene Ontology annotation, molecular function: actin filament binding; ATP binding; cytoskeletal motor activity. The transcript is spliced from 18 exons. The coding region runs from base 98 to 5947 and encodes 1949 amino acids.
GGAAGUUUUGGGCUCACGACGCGAUUAACAAAGAAAUUUUGAAAAGUCCCAAUAUUAUUUUUCGAGUUUUUAAGUUUCUAAACGAAAUUUAAGCAAGAUGCCGAAGCCAGUAGCCAAUCAGGAGGAUGAGGAUCCCACCCCAUACCUGUUCGUGUCUUUGGAGCAAAGGCGUAUCGAUCAAUCGAAACCCUAUGACUCCAAGAAGUCGUGCUGGAUCCCCGACGAGAAGGAGGGUUAUCUCCUUGGUGAGAUCAAGGCCACCAAGGGCGAUAUCGUCUCCGUUGGUCUGCAGGGUGGAGAGACACGAGACUUAAAGAAAGAUCUGCUCCAGCAAGUGAACCCCCCGAAAUACGAAAAAGCCGAGGAUAUGUCCAACUUGACAUACCUUAACGAUGCCUCUGUGCUCCAUAACUUGAGACAGAGAUACUACAACAAGCUGAUCUACACCUACUCCGGUCUUUUCUGCGUUGCCAUCAAUCCUUACAAGCGCUACCCCGUGUAUACCAACCGUUGCGCUAAGAUGUACCGUGGCAAGCGCCGUAAUGAGGUGCCACCCCAUAUUUUCGCCAUCUCUGACGGUGCCUACGUCGACAUGUUGACCAACCACGUGAAUCAAUCUAUGUUGAUCACCGGUGAGUCUGGUGCCGGAAAGACUGAGAACACCAAGAAGGUCAUUGCGUACUUCGCCACCGUCGGUGCCUCCAAGAAGACCGAUGAAGCCGCCAAGAGCAAGGGCUCCCUGGAAGAUCAGGUGGUGCAGACCAACCCUGUGCUUGAGGCUUUCGGUAACGCCAAGACCGUGCGUAACGAUAACUCCUCCCGUUUCGGUAAAUUCAUCCGUAUCCACUUCGGCCCCACUGGUAAACUGGCUGGUGCUGAUAUCGAGACCUAUCUGCUGGAGAAGGCCCGUGUCAUCUCCCAGCAGUCCCUGGAGCGUUCCUACCACAUCUUCUACCAGAUCAUGUCUGGCUCCGUUGCCGGUGUCAAAGACAUGUGCUUCCUCUCCGAUAACAUUUACGACUACUAUAACGUAUCCCAGGGUAAAGUAACUGUACCCAACAUGGAUGACGGUGAGGAAUUCCAGCUUGCAGAUCAAGCCUUCGACAUCUUGGGCUUCACCAAGCAGGAGAAGGAGGAUGUGUACAGGAUCACCGCCGCUGUCAUGCACAUGGGUGGCAUGAAGUUCAAGCAACGUGGUCGCGAGGAGCAGGCUGAGCAGGACGGCGAGGAGGAGGGUGGCCGUGUGUCGAAGCUGUUCGGUUGCGAUACCGCCGAGCUGUACAAGAACUUGCUGAAGCCCCGCAUCAAGGUCGGCAACGAGUUCGUCACCCAGGGACGUAACGUCCAGCAGGUCACCAACUCGAUCGGUGCCCUCUGCAAGGGUGUGUUCGAUCGUCUGUUCAAGUGGCUGGUGAAGAAGUGUAACGAGACUCUGGAUACCCAGCAGAAGCGUCAGCACUUCAUUGGUGUACUGGAUAUUGCUGGUUUUGAGAUCUUCGAGUACAACGGUUUCGAGCAACUGUGUAUUAACUUCACCAACGAGAAGUUGCAACAAUUCUUCAACCAUCACAUGUUCGUUUUGGAGCAAGAAGAAUACAAGAGGGAAGGCAUUGACUGGGCCUUCAUCGAUUUCGGUAUGGACUUGUUGGCCUGUAUCGAUCUGAUUGAAAAGCCCAUGGGUAUCUUGUCCAUCCUGGAGGAAGAGUCUAUGUUCCCCAAGGCCACCGAUCAGACCUUCUCGGAGAAGCUGACCAACACCCAUUUGGGCAAGUCGGCUCCAUUCCAGAAGCCCAAGCCUCCAAAGCCCGGUCAGCAGGCUGCCCACUUUGCCAUUGCCCAUUAUGCUGGUUGUGUGUCCUACAACAUCACCGGUUGGUUGGAGAAGAACAAGGAUCCUCUGAACGACACCGUUGUCGACCAGUUCAAGAAGUCGCAGAACAAGCUGCUGAUCGAGAUCUUCGCCGAUCACGCCGGACAGUCGGGUGGCGGUGAACAGGCCAAGGGAGGUCGUGGCAAGAAGGGCGGUGGCUUCGCUACCGUCUCGUCGGCCUACAAGGAGCAGUUGAACAGCUUGAUGACCACUCUGCGCUCUACCCAGCCUCACUUCGUCCGUUGCAUCAUUCCCAACGAAAUGAAGCAACCUGGCGUGGUUGAUGCCCACUUGGUCAUGCACCAGCUGACCUGUAACGGUGUGCUUGAAGGUAUCCGUAUUUGCCGUAAGGGUUUCCCCAACAGGAUGAUGUACCCCGACUUCAAGAUGCGCUAUCAAAUCCUGAACCCAGCUGGCAUUGUUGGCGUUGAUGAUCCCAAAAAGUGUGGAUCCAUCAUUUUGGAAUCCACCUCAUUGGAUCCCGAUAUGUAUCGCAUUGGACACACCAAGGUGUUCUUCCGCGCCGGUGUCCUGGGUCAGAUGGAGGAGUUCCGUGAUGAGCGUCUGGGCAAGAUCAUGUCCUGGAUGCAGGCCUGGGCCCGUGGUUACCUGUCCCGUAAGGGCUUCAAGAAGCUCCAGGAACAGCGCGUCGCCCUCAAGGUUGUCCAGCGCAAUCUGCGCAAGUACCUGCAGCUCCGUACCUGGCCCUGGUACAAACUGUGGCAGAAGGUCAAGCCCCUCCUCAACGUCAGCCGCAUCGAGGAUGAGAUUGCCCGUCUGGAGGAGAAGGCCAAGAAGGCUGAGGAACUGCAUGCCGCUGAAGUGAAGGUCCGCAAGGAGCUGGAGGCCCUCAACGCCAAGCUGUUGGCUGAGAAGACCGCUCUGCUGGACUCCCUGUCCGGCGAGAAGGGUGCCCUGCAGGACUACCAGGAACGCAACGCCAAGUUGACCGCCCAGAAGAACGACCUCGAGAACCAGCUGCGCGAUAUCCAAGAGCGUCUGACUCAGGAGGAAGAUGCCCGCAACCAGCUGUUCCAGCAGAAGAAGAAGGCCGACCAGGAGAUCUCUGGCCUGAAGAAGGACAUCGAGGAUCUGGAAUUGAACGUCCAGAAGGCCGAGCAGGACAAGGCCACCAAGGAUCACCAGAUCCGCAACUUGAACGACGAGAUCGCCCACCAGGAUGAGCUCAUCAACAAGUUGAACAAGGAGAAGAAGAUGCAGGGCGAGACCAACCAGAAGACCGGUGAGGAGCUCCAGGCUGCCGAGGACAAGAUCAACCACUUGAACAAGGUUAAGGCCAAGCUCGAGCAGACCCUCGACGAACUGGAGGAUUCGCUGGAGCGCGAGAAGAAGGUGCGCGGCGAUGUUGAGAAGUCCAAGCGCAAGGUUGAGGGCGACCUCAAGCUCACCCAGGAGGCCGUUGCCGAUCUGGAGCGCAACAAGAAGGAGCUCGAGCAGACCAUCCAGCGCAAGGACAAGGAGCUGUCCUCCAUCACCGCCAAGCUCGAAGACGAGCAGGUCGUUGUUCUGAAGCACCAGCGCCAGAUCAAGGAACUGCAGGCCCGCAUCGAGGAGCUCGAGGAAGAGGUCGAGGCUGAGCGCCAGGCCCGCGCCAAGGCUGAGAAGCAGCGCGCCGAUCUGGCCCGCGAGCUCGAGGAAUUGGGCGAGCGUCUGGAGGAGGCUGGCGGUGCCACCUCUGCCCAGAUUGAGCUCAACAAGAAGCGUGAGGCUGAGUUGAGCAAACUGCGUCGCGAUCUUGAGGAGGCCAACAUCCAGCACGAGUCCACCCUGGCUAACCUGCGCAAGAAGCACAACGAUGCCGUCGCCGAGAUGGCCGAGCAGGUUGACCAGCUCAACAAGCUGAAGGCUAAGGCCGAACACGAUCGCCAGACUUGCCACAACGAGCUGAAUCAGACUCGUACCGCCUGCGAUCAGCUGGGUCGCGAUAAGGCUGCCCAGGAGAAGAUCGCCAAGCAGCUGCAGCACACCCUCAACGAGGUGCAGUCGAAACUGGAUGAGACCAACAGGACUCUGAACGACUUCGAUGCCAGCAAGAAGAAGCUGUCCAUUGAGAACUCCGAUCUGCUCCGCCAGCUGGAGGAGGCAGAGUCCCAGGUGUCUCAGCUGUCCAAGAUCAAGAUCUCUCUGACCACCCAGUUGGAGGACACCAAGCGUCUGGCCGACGAGGAGUCGCGCGAGCGUGCCACCCUUUUGGGCAAGUUCCGCAACUUGGAGCACGACCUGGACAAUCUGCGCGAGCAGGUUGAGGAGGAGGCUGAGGGCAAGGCCGAUCUGCAGCGCCAGCUCAGCAAGGCUAACGGUGAGGCCCAGGUGUGGCGCAGCAAGUACGAGUCCGAUGGCGUUGCCCGCUCUGAGGAGCUGGAGGAGGCCAAGAGGAAGCUGCAGGCCCGUUUGGCCGAGGCCGAAGAGACCAUCGAGUCGCUCAACCAGAAGUGCAUUGGCCUGGAGAAGACCAAGCAGCGUCUGUCCACCGAGGUGGAGGAUCUGCAGCUGGAGGUCGACCGUGCCAACGCCAUUGCCAACGCUGCCGAGAAGAAGCAGAAGGCCUUCGACAAGAUCAUCGGCGAGUGGAAGCUCAAGGUCGACGAUCUGGCUGCCGAGCUGGAUGCUUCCCAGAAGGAGUGCCGCAACUACUCCACCGAGCUGUUCCGUCUUAAGGGCGCCUACGAGGAGGGCCAGGAGCAGUUGGAGGCUGUGCGUCGUGAGAACAAGAACCUGGCUGAUGAGGUCAAGGAUCUGCUCGACCAGAUCGGUGAGGGUGGCCGCAACAUCCAUGAGAUCGAGAAGGCCCGCAAGCGCCUGGAGGCCGAGAAGGACGAGCUCCAGGCCGCCCUCGAGGAGGCUGAGGCCGCUCUUGAGCAGGAGGAGAACAAGGUGCUCCGCGCUCAGCUUGAGCUGUCCCAGGUGCGCCAGGAAAUCGACCGCCGCAUCCAGGAGAAGGAGGAGGAGUUCGAGAACACCCGCAAGAACCACCAGCGUGCCCUCGACUCCAUGCAGGCUUCCCUCGAAGCCGAGGCCAAGGGUAAGGCUGAGGCCCUGCGCAUGAAGAAGAAGCUGGAGGCUGACAUCAACGAGCUUGAGAUUGCUCUGGAUCACGCCAACAAGGCUAACGCCGAGGCCCAGAAGAACAUCAAGCGUUACCAGCAGCAGCUGAAGGACAUCCAGACUGCCCUCGAGGAGGAGCAGCGCGCCCGCGACGAUGCCCGCGAACAGCUGGGUAUCUCCGAGCGUCGUGCCAACGCCCUCCAGAACGAACUGGAGGAGUCCCGCACUCUGCUGGAGCAGGCCGAUCGCGGCCGUCGCCAGGCCGAGCAGGAGCUGGCCGAUGCCCACGAGCAGCUGAACGAAGUGUCCGCCCAGAACGCCUCCAUCUCCGCUGCCAAGAGGAAGCUGGAGUCCGAGCUGCAGACCCUGCACUCCGACCUGGACGAACUCCUGAACGAAGCCAAGAACUCCGAGGAGAAGGCCAAGAAGGCUAUGGUCGAUGCCGCCCGCCUGGCCGAUGAGCUCCGUGCUGAGCAGGACCAUGCCCAGACCCAGGAGAAAUUGAGGAAGGCCCUCGAGCAGCAGAUCAAGGAGCUGCAGGUCCGUCUCGACGAGGCCGAGGCCAACGCCCUCAAGGGAGGCAAGAAGGCCAUCCAGAAGCUGGAGCAGCGCGUCCGCGAGCUCGAGAACGAGCUGGAUGGUGAGCAGAGGAGGCACGCCGAUGCCCAGAAGAACUUGCGCAAGUCCGAGCGUCGCGUCAAGGAGCUGAGCUUCCAGUCCGAGGAGGACCGCAAGAACCACGAGCGCAUGCAGGAUCUGGUCGACAAACUGCAACAGAAGAUCAAGACAUACAAGAGGCAGAUCGAGGAGGCCGAGGAAAUCGCUGCCCUCAACUUGGCCAAAUUCCGCAAGGCUCAGCAGGAGCUUGAGGAGGCCGAGGAGCGUGCCGAUCUGGCCGAGCAGGCCAUCAGCAAAUUCCGCGCCAAGGGACGUGCCGGUUCUGUCGGUCGUGGUGCCAGCCCAGCGCCGACAGCGUCAAAGGGCCGCAAGAGCGCGCUGCUGGAGCAGUAGAAACUUUCUUGAAACAUUUCCCCGUGCGACGUCCGUUAGGCCACAGUUCGACGGAUUGGCCUUCCCACCACGAUUCGACCUUGCUCCUGAAAACGAAUUCUAAAUGCCAUUUCAUUUUUUAAUUUAUUUUAAAUGAUAUUUCAUAAUGAUUAUGUUUAUGAUUUUAAUAUAAUUUCUUAAUUUAAAAACAAAAUAAUAAAACUAUAACAAAAUAAAUAUCGAAAACGACGGGAGGCAAACCACCAACAACGCCAGAUGCACUUAGGCAAAAAAGGAAAUCAUAUAACAACAAUCGAUCAUCAUCGAUUAGCAUACAUACAUACAUAAGUGAUCAGUAACAGGCUAUUGUGUAAGCGCGACAUUUGCCAUGGGGACACUACUCGCUGGACCUGUAUUUGUAUUUGUAUUUAUAUAUUUUUAUACAACUCUCGAAAUGCAUUCAACCAACUAACUAUCAAAGAACCAUCGGUUCUCAGUCGAACAACAUGAGAUGAUAAUCGCGAAAUGUGAGCCCCGUCAAAAUGAAGGCCCCGCGGAGGUGUCCGCCGGUAAAUGUCGCCCGCAGUUCGAAUAUUUUGCUCUAUAUGUACUCCCAAUAUUGUUUGUCAUGCAGACCAGACAAGACAUACGGACGACACGAGCUACACACUGCGCUUAUGUUUAUGUUAAAUUCAGACUCUAUCAAGCAGUGAUAGGGAGAUAAGAUCAUCACUUGACACUAAAUGAAAAGUAUACAAAAAAGGAACAAAAUAAAUGUAAAUCAAUUUAA